Molecule: messenger RNA, 3963 nt
Organism: Dromaius novaehollandiae (emu)
Lineage: Eukaryota; Metazoa; Chordata; Aves; Casuariiformes; Dromaiidae
Exons: 16
Coding region: 63-2456 (797 amino acids)
Source: RefSeq, a predicted model, not a curated record
GGGAGGUGGCUUGCGGAGGAGGUUGGCCUGGGGAGGAGGUUGUCCAGGGAAGGCCAGGCCACAUGGCAGACGGGGAGCUGGAAGAGGCUGCCUGCGAUGGCCAGAGCAAGCGACUCGUGACGUGCAACCUGGACACAGAGAAGCAGCCUGGGCUUGUGGGAUCCUGGACAAAGGAGCACUGUGACCACGUGUUGGACUCCAUUGAUGCCCAGCUCAGCCAGUGGCAGGGCCAUGGUGUGCAAGUCAUGGGCAGCAGCAAAGACCAUGACAUCUCUUCUGACACUUCCCUCAAUGUCUCUUUGCUGGCUGAACCGGAAGAACACCCUACGGCCAAGGCUGAAUACCUCCAGGGUGAAGCCAGUCAAAGCAGCUCCAGCUCUGUCUGCACGGAGGACUUUGCUGCCAGGUUUCAGGAGGGUAUGGUUGAGCCUCUGGUGUUCUCCGAGGAUGAGGAAGACGAGCCCUUCUCAGUGGGGAGCAGGCAUGCCAGGGAUGUCCCAGCAGAAGGCAAUGGCAUCUCUUGCCCUGCUGAGGAUCAUGAUGCUGGGCAGGAUGAGUCCUUGCUCUCUACAGGGAGAAGACAGGAUGUCCCAUGGCAGUCGGAGGUGGAGCUGGGCUGUCCAUUGCAGAGCACAUCUCCACCUCUGACGAGAAGGCAGAGCCUGGAGUCUCUGGGAGGGAGGAUAUCCAGACUGAGCCAGAGCAAUGCUGUGACUGCAGGGAUGGAGCCAGACAGCUUCCCAGCGUGGUGGGCUCCCAUGCCAGCCCCCUCUGAGCAGGGAUGGACUCUGCAUGGAGCUAAUGUGAGAGAGUGUUCAACAAGGAGACGUGCAGGAGUCCCUGUGCCUCGAGCCUCGGUCUCUGCAGACAGCAGUUUGCCAGGGGAUGGUGGUGCUGGGACCAGAUGGCAUCACAUGAGCAGGCCUGUGGGGUCAAGACAGCAGGAGCCACCAGCUCUCCGGAGACAGUCUGAAGGGGACAUUGCCCUUGCUGUGGCUGACAUGGACAUGGAAGAAGCUGGUGACAAGCUGAGGAGAGCUCAGUCCUGGGCCCAUUGUACCAAUACAGCAGCAAGACUCCCCAGGGUGUGCAGCGACGACUCCUUUGGGGACCGGGGCCCCAUGGACACCUACAAAGAGCCAUCGUCCUGUGGGGGCAGCCGCUGGAGGAGCAGCAGUGCGGAGAGGUGGACCUGGAGCCCAGGCAAAGUGGCCAAGCCCUGGUGGGAACAUGGGAGGCUGAAAGCCAGCCUAGACCAGAAGCACACAGGCAAGGAGCCAGCGUCACUGUGUUGGUCUCUGCAGAGGAACUGGAAGGGGGUUCAAGAGCUGGGGUCCUGUGCAAAGAAGAUGCAGAGCAAAGGAGACAAAGCCAGGACUGGCCCAGCACUCCUGGAACACACAGAUGAUGCCUGCUGGCAGGAGCUGAUGGAGCUGGAGAAGGAGGUCCAGAGCCGGCUCCUGGAAGACAGAAAGACUUUGGGAGCAGAAAAGAAGGGAAUUAUCCAGUCUCAGCAGGGGCUUCUGGGGGAGCAGAGCCAGGGAGCCUGUGCAGACUGCCAGGAGGGGCUGGAGAAGCAGCUAUGGAAAAUGUCAGCUUUACAGGAAGAGAAACUGGCAUUACAGAAGAGACUCCAUGAGCUGGAGCAUCGUACCCGCUCCCUCCUGCAGCAGCGGCAGGAAGCCCUGGAUGAGCUGCACAUGUUGCUGCAGAAGGAGAAGAUGGACAUGCUUCGGCAGCUCCAGGAAGCCCUGGAGCAGGAACGGGCUCGCUACAGCACCUGGCUGCGAGUGCGUCUGCAGCGUCUGGAGCAGCAGCACCUUCUGUGGGCUCCACAUAGGGAAACUUCCUUGCAGAAGCCAGUGGUGCCAGGCCAGGCUGGGCGCUCCCUGGCAAGGCCUAUCAGCUUGGCAUGCCAGCACCUCCAUGACUUUCUUCCUGACAACUCCAUGGGGCAGAACCCUUCAGCAGCAGUGUGUGGCCACGCGCUUGGAGUCCUGCAUGGCCUCAGUGAGGAAAUACAGCAUCACCUCAGAGACAUGCAGAGGGAGAGGGAGGCCGGGAGGUGCUCUGUCCUCCACCUUCAGAGAGAGAAGGAGCAUGAGCUGAGGCAGCAGCGAGAGUGGAUUCACAUGGAGAAGGAGGCAGGUCCAAGAGUCCUGAAGGAGCAGCUGAUCCAGAGACAAAGCAAAUAUCCACACUUCUGCUCCACUUCUUCCCUGUCCUCGAGCACCAUGCCUUGCCUCCGACAGCAAAACUUCAGGCGCUUGAAGGUCCUGCACCAAAUCCAGAACUAUGUGCAAGAGCUGCAGGCAGAGAACACCACCCACCGCACGGGCAACCUGGAGAACCUGACUGUCCUGAGAGGAGAGCUGGGCACCACAGCAAGGGAAAAGAGGCUCCUGAUGCCGGAUCUCAUCGUUCCCCCAUGUGCUGGUGUCAGCAGCAGGAACUAAAGUGAUGGCAAGAAGAAUUUUCUCCUGUGGCCAGGACUUGGGCUGGGGCGUGGAGACAGUGAGACUGUGAGCCAUCCCUGGCAACUCGUUCUCCCUGUGCAUGGCCAGAAGGACCAUUUGUGAAGCUACUGGACCCUCCCUUUGCAGGAUAUUUUCCACUGACAUCCCCAAGUGAAAACUUCUCUUUAGCCCCUCCUGGCCAGGCUGACUCCUUUCUAGACAGAGCCAGUGGCUGGAGGACAAGCAGUGCACGUGUCAGGAGUGAUGGGUAAGGCUUGGUGUCUGCACCGGGCUGCUGUCUGGGUCCAGCCAGGUGAAUGCUGGAGCUCUACCAGAACUUUUGCUGCUCUUUCCUUACAUUCAGUCGGGUGCUUAGUAGAGAGAGAGGAAGAGAGGAGGUGGAGAGGCCCAUGUCACAGGGGAGAUGCAGAAUGGCAUUGGGGCUUAUGCUUUUGGGCAGGGAAGGGAUGUAGGCAAGGAAUUCUGGUAUAUGGGGGAGUUUGUACUGGAAGAAGUCUUGCACCUUCCCAUGUCAAGGUGGAGACUGCAGCCAAGCACAUUGCAAAUGCCUCAGAAUUAGGAGUCUGGCUUCAAGUCAGUCAGUAAUUCCCACACCCAAGAAACUAAGCACUGUUAAGGCUGACAAGCUUGUACUGUGGAGGUCAGUUUUGGUCUCCAAAUUCCAAAUGGGUCAGCAUUUCAGGUGUAAAAAUGACUUUAGUGAUACCUAACUGGUUGGCAUUACGCAGGGCCACGUGGCAGAAGAUAAGGGAGCUCAGGAGAUUUUUCCUGCAGAGAAUGCCUGGAAGAGCACCAGGGAUGGUGAUCAGGAGUAUUGGAGCUCAGGGGUCACACUGAAGCUCCCUUGCUCUGGGGGGGUUUGUUUUGGGUGUCUCCAGUGGGGCUGCACUUUCUGUGAUGCAGAGUGUGGUCCUGUGAGUAGCUGGGUGCUCAUAAGAGCUCAGUAUUAUGAGUGAGGGAAAAUCUUUCUCCAGCUCCCCCCUGCUGCCCGGGACAGUUCUGCCUCUGAUCAUUCUCACUGGUUCCAAAGAAGAUUAUCCCCUUUGUAUUGCUUGGCUGGUUUUCCAUGGAGUUAACCAAGAAUCAUCUCACUAUGAUUCCAACAAGCAUCAGACCUGGACCAAAGUGAGCAGGAAGAGCAAGUGAUUAAGGACAGGGAGACUAAGAGGGAGCUGAACCUUGCCUUUUGAUGGCAGCUAGUUGUUAGACUCUUUGCUUUUAGUAUUAAAUACAAGGUGCCAUUGCCAGCAUGCUAUUUGAAGGGAAAGUGUCCUGCCUGCAGCAAACCUAUAUUUCUACUUGGAUUUCAUUUGAUACAAGUGUGUAUGUUGAGGGGCACAGUGGGUGCUGUGCCGUCAGCGUCAUCCCCUUUUGGAUGUGCUCUAAGAACAGAGCCAGGGUGCUUAGAGCAAAGCUUGCAGGAAUGUGAUUUUGGGAAGGAAGAACAUAUGAGAAUUUUACCAGAAUAAACUUUUUCUUUACAAUA